Molecule: messenger RNA, 2947 nt
Organism: Prunus dulcis (almond)
Lineage: Eukaryota; Viridiplantae; Streptophyta; Magnoliopsida; Rosales; Rosaceae
Product: transcription factor TCP4-like
Exons: 2
Coding region: 1260-2570 (436 amino acids)
Biological process (GO): regulation of secondary shoot formation
Cellular component (GO): nucleus
Molecular function (GO): DNA-binding transcription factor activity; sequence-specific DNA binding
Source: RefSeq, a predicted model, not a curated record
CUAGCAAGUAAAAACCUGAAUUUAAAACAACUGUGGGGGAGAGAGAAAAAGAGGUGAGAGAAGAAGGUUAAACUGGAAAAAGAAGUUCAAGUUAGAAGAAGGUGAUUGAAAAUGGAAAAAAGGGUUUGGAUUUGGAGGGUAUUUUGUAUAGUGUCAAAGUUUAGAUGGUAGAAAGAGAGGAAACCACAGCAGACGCAAUGAUGAGAUCACAGAGAUCUUUAAUCCUGUUUCUGACCAAACACUGCCACCCUUACCACUGGCAUCAUCAACUCCCUUCCAUAGCCCAAUAAAAAGUAGAGUUUUCUCUCUUCUCUCCCUUUAUUUCCCAAUUUUUACUCUCUCUCUCUCUGGAAUUGGGAAAAUUGGGAUUUGGGUGUGUGGGUUUUGUUGCCUGCUCAGCUGGGUAUUGUUAACCCCUAUAAACCAGUUUGGUAAGUCCACAUAUAGAGCAGAAAAAGCAGUGUAUAAUUAAAGAGGCACAAAAAUCAAAAGUUAGACUAGCAUAGAGGAGAGAGAGAGAGAGAGAGAGAGAGAGAGAUGGGUUAGGCUGGCAGGGAGCUGGUUUAGCCUCUCUCUUUGGUCUGGUUUGGGUUUUUAAUUAGGGGACCCUUUUGGAAAUUGGUGGUGGUGGUGGGGGGGUGUUGUGUGUUAUGUGAUAUGGAACUGAAAACAUUGAAUGGCAGAGGCUUUUGGGAGAGGCAGAGGCAGCAGCAAAAGAAGCAGCUUUCAGAGAAGAGGUGGCAGCACAAGCAACAACAGCAUCAACAACAAGAUCAGGAGAUCAGAACCCACUAGCAAAAAAAAGUGUUGUAGUAGCAGAAGCCCAAAUAGUAAAAGUAGCAAUAGUGGUAGAAGAAGAAGCAGAACAAGUACUGUUCCAUUAAAAGCUGGAAGAAGAAAAUCACAAGGGCCUGACUCUGGAUCCUCAAAGGAACCAUCACCACCAUUAUCUCCACCUUCCUCUGCAUCAAAACCAAAACCCAAUUCUCAAUUUCACCCAUCAACAAGGCCAAGAAGAAGAAGAAGAACAUCACCAAAAUCACCAAGCUUUCAACUUUCCGCAACAUCCUUAUCUCCAACAAGCAGACCAACAGCAACAACACCACCAGCAUUUCUUUGGUGGCUUAUUGUUAGACACAAGAUCCACAGAGGCAGCAGAACUUCAAGCCCAACAACAACGAGCCCCAAAGAAACGCAACUUCUUCACUUCUUCUUCUUCAACUUUGGGGGAACAGAGCAUCGAAUAUGCAAGAUCAAAAAUGGGCGACACCCACCACCACCACCACCCCGAAGCAACGACGUCGUCCAGACUGGGGAUAAGGCCGUCUUCGGGGCUCAGCGCCGACAUCGUGGAGGUGGUUCGAGGCAGCCACAUUGUCCGGUCCACGGGUCGAAAAGACCGGCACAGCAAGGUCUGCACUGCAAAAGGCCCAAGAGACCGCCGCGUCCGGCUCGCUGCUCACACCGCCAUUCAAUUCUACGACGUCCAGGACCGCCUCGGCUACGACCGGCCCAGCAAGGCCGUCGAUUGGCUCAUCAAGAAGGCCAAAGCCGCCAUAGACGAGCUCGACGAGCUUCCCUCAUGGAACCCACAUUCAGUUUCGACCACAACAGCGUCUACGGCGGUUACAGCCAUGGAGACCCAGAACCCAACAACCACUGGCUUCCACUGCUUUGCGGCGGUGGACGCAAUUGGUUCUGCUAAUCGAAGAGCAACAAUGGUGGGGAGUGGAGUUUCAGAGCAAAUUGUUCAAAAUCAAAACCCACUUACCAACUCGACUUUACUCCCACCAUCGCUGGACUCUGACGCCAUUGCAGACACUAUCAAGUCCUUCUUCCCAAUGGGUGCUUCUGCAGGUGCAGCCGAGGCUCCAUCGUCGACGAUACAGUUUCAGAACUACCCACCAGAUUUACUGUCCAGAACAAGUAGCCAUAGCCAAGAUCUACGCCUUUCUCUGCAUUCUUUCCAAGACCCAAUUCUUCUGCAGCAUCAACAAGCUCAAGCUCAGCACCACCAGGCUCAAACCCAUCAAAAUGAGCAAACCCUCUUCUCAGGAACACAGCAACAAAACCCACUUGGGUUUGAUGGGUGGACAGAGCAUCACCAGCAGCAGCAGCAAGCAGAGAUGAACAGAUUUCAGAGAAUGGUAGCUUGGAAUAGUGCUGGUGGUGGAGAUACUGGUAAUGGUGGUGGAUCGUCAUCAUCAGCUGGGUUUGUAUUCAACUCGCUGCUCCCAACGCAACAGAGUACUAGUUCUCUGCAGCCAUCGCUGUUUGGCCAAAGCCACUUCUUUUCUUCUCAGAGGGGACCCCUUCAGUCCAGUAACUCGCCUUCAGUUCGUGCUUGGAUGAUGGACCAACAAAACCAACAAUCGAUUUCUCAUGACCAUCAUCAAAUCUCGCCAACCAUUCAUCAUCAUCAUCAGUCUUCGUCUUCCAUUUCCAACAUGGGAUUCGCCUCAGGAGGCGGAUUCUCCGGCUUCCACAUCCCGGCACGAAUUCACGGCGAGGAGGAACACGACGGCAUAUCCGACAAGCCGUCCUCUGCUUCCUCCAAUUCUCGCCAUUGAAACAAACAAAAAGAAAGACUGAACUUCUCUUCAAAGGGCUCAGACUCAUCUCUACCUUCCACAGGGAGAUAAAAUGAGUAAGCUGUUGGUGCCAAUUCAGACAUGGCCACAGAGAAGAUUUUCCGGUCCCUUUGAUUCAAUGGCGUGCGCCUUGGGAAGAAGAAAUCUGAGUGCAUUUUCGGGUUUUUUCGAUCUCUCGGCUUUAACUUUGUUUAGCUUUUAUUUCAUAAUUUAGUUGCUUAUGUUGUUGUAGCAGCUCUGUUUUCAUGUUUGAGUUGAGCUCUUGAAGCUGAAACUUUUUACUUACUCUAUGUUAAAUUUGCUCUGUGUUUCUGUUGCUAGACUAGUAAUGUGUUGUUGGUUUGCUUCAUUUUUCA